AUGACCCAGCUUACCACAGACCCCAGCUCAUCUCAACAACAUUUGCAAAGCUAUAUUGAUACAGUUGAUACCUAUAGCUUCAAUCAUGGCUCGGGCUUACGGUUUUAUACUAAAACCGUCGUUUUUCACAACCAGAUCACUGCCCAGUACAAUGGCGGGGACGAGAUGUGGGCGUGGAUGAAACGUCUAUUUGGGCAAUUUAAGAGUCUACAGCACGACUUUCACAACCUCUGGGAAGUCAACAAUGAUGACGGCACAACCACGAUCAUGUUCCAGUCGACCCGCAACAUCUGGCUAUCUGGAAACGAGAAGAGCCGACUUUUGCCAUUCCGCUCAGUUGGAUAA
Messenger RNA from Aspergillus vadensis CBS 113365, 345 nucleotides. RefSeq lists its product as uncharacterized. The transcript has 2 exons. Lineage: Eukaryota; Fungi; Ascomycota; Eurotiomycetes; Eurotiales; Aspergillaceae. The coding region runs from base 1 to 345 and encodes 114 amino acids. The record is from RefSeq and is a predicted model, not a curated record.